AUGAGCGGCAUACAGAGAUUCUACUGCAACCACCACGGGUGUGACAAGAGCUUUCGGAGGCGAGAGCACUUGAAGAGACAUUCUCUGAACCAUACCGACCAGACCAUCCUGUGUCCCCGCUGCCACAAGAUAUUCUACCGAAACGACCUUUUGCAGCGGCAUUUGAUUCUCAAACACGGUCUCCGCAGAAGUUCUCCCAACGGCGGAACUGCAUUGGAUAAGUCUCCUGCUCAGUCAGAUGCUGGAUCUACCUCUACAACGGAGAACAUUUCAUCCGAGAGGCGGCGGCCGGAGGAGCAGCCCGUUUUGCACGAAAUGAAUGAUAGCAUGGAUGGCCAUAUCAUCCUGCCCAAUCAACAACAAAGUCUUGGCUUAGCCUCAGGUCAAGGACAAAGUAAUCGCCAUUCUGGAGGCUAUACUCAUCAGACACCGCCAAGCUAUGAAAGAGCUCCAAUAUUGUCUGCAACUAGCAAUGACCGUACGGCAGCAUUAUCUUCAGCACAGCCGGAAGGUCCGGAUGGGUUUGAUAUGGGAAACUUCUCAAUUCAACCAGCCAAUGCUACUCCUCGCAUGGACUGGCUAUUUCAAUUCCAGCCCGAAUUUUCUUCUGGGGUUGUCCCAGGUCAACAAACCCCGCCUCCGGUUCAACGUCUACAGCCUGACAUACCCUCCUUUGGACUGCCUACGACCAAUAACCCUACACAACUGGAUUUCGAGAUGUAUACGAACCUCGUUUCUCUUGUCCCGACUCGAGCCGAAUUUUCGUUUCUAAUUGCAAGCCCAGAAUUGACAUCUCGUUUUAUCGAAAAUGCAGUUGCUCAUUUAAACCUUUUUGCCCCAUUUUUCCACAGCCACACACGGAAUAUCAACUUCCUCCCGACAGAGCUGUGUGCUUCUUUGCUAGCCAUUGGGCUAUUGAUAUCUCAUUAUAAGGGUGCUCAUGAGCUGGGCUGCAUAUUGCUAUCACAGCUGAGAGAGUCAAUUGUUCAAUUUAUUAACAAACCAAUAGGAAACCCACAGAUCUGGGCCCUAGAAACGAUGUUUCUUGUCGAAUAUGCAGGCAUGUUCUUCGGGAACCGCGCAGACGUCGAAGCAAGUGACAUAAUACACGGAAAUACUGUAGCCAUUGGACGCCGACUUCGGAUUGCACAGUCUGUGAAACAAUCAUCUGCUCUCUCACCGGAUUCCUCGCUUCAGCAGACAUGGUACGAUUGGACCAAAAAGGAGUCGGUUAAAAGACUCGCAUAUUGCAUAUUUAUAAGCGAUGUUCAGCAUGCUGUAUUUUUCGGGCAUGUCCGAGCAGUGUCCUCUCCACUUGGCCUCACUCUCGAACUUCCAUGUGAUAAUGCCUUGUGGAAUGCUCCCAGUGCUGAAGAAUGGGAAAUCCGUUCGAGAGAGGCACACUCAUCUUCAAUCAAAUUCAAUGAGAUCUAUCAUUCUCUUACAUUGAACGAGACUCACAACUUAAACGCCCUUUCUUUAAACGCCUACUCCCAAUUUAUUAUUCUGACGGCAUUUUCAUCUCUCGCUUUAUCCGCUGAACAACAAACCAAAGACCCGUUUUACAAUGCUAGUCAAGCGAGAAAUUGUGUAAAAUUCGCCCAAGAUACUCUGUACAACAACAUGAUCUCUCUCCACCCUGCCUCCGCAUCUCGGACCAGCUCUCUUAUGACAUAUCAUCUAACCACCAUAUCUCUCUAUACCCCGCUUUAUCGCCUCGAAACUGCCACGAAUGUCGGCUACUCCACAGCCGGCACAACUCCCGCGGAAGAGACCCGUCUUGCAGCAAUGAGACUACUCACUCGCGAAAAAGUCACAAUGGAAGCCGCAAAACACGCAGUCAGCCUAUUACGCCUUUACGUUGGAAAACAAUCUUCUCCGCUGAAUAACCAAAAUCCUUUCGAUGAAGUGCUUGAGGAGUCCUCUCCAUUUGAGACAACUGCGCUGUACUUUGGGAUACUGACCCUAUGGGCCUAUUUGUUUUCCCGAGGCUUUGAUUCGGAAACUUCUACUUACUCUUACUCUCAACCGGACCAAAGGCAAAUGGCGGCCAUUCUGGAUGACCUUUCGGCUGCAAUUAAUGCUGGAGAUAUGCACGGCUGCGUGAAAUUUUGGAGGGAGAUUGUUCCACCUGUUAGCUUACGUUUAACAGAGAAAAAAAGUGCUAAUGCUAGGGAAUAUGCUGCCGUAUUAAGUAGUUUGGCUGAUGCUUUGGUUUGA
This is a messenger RNA of Talaromyces rugulosus, 2220 nucleotides long. RefSeq lists its product as uncharacterized. Bases 1 to 2220 code for a protein of 739 amino acids. The transcript is spliced from 8 exons. Lineage: Eukaryota; Fungi; Ascomycota; Eurotiomycetes; Eurotiales; Trichocomaceae. Gene Ontology annotation, cellular component: chromatin. Gene Ontology annotation, molecular function: zinc ion binding; DNA-binding transcription factor activity, RNA polymerase II-specific; RNA polymerase II cis-regulatory region sequence-specific DNA binding. Gene Ontology annotation, biological process: regulation of transcription by RNA polymerase II; DNA-templated transcription. The record is from RefSeq and is a predicted model, not a curated record.